AUGUCCGGCGAUCCCUUGAGCCGCCGCCUCAAUGCAGAUAAGAUGCGUGGGGAUAGAGAUGGGACCAGCGAAUCUCGAUCAUCGAGUAUAAGACCCGGCAAGACACAGUACAGGCUUAUUGAAUACGUCGAAGACCUCGACGGAUACAGGCCCGGUGGAUAUCAUCCUUUGAGUAUCGGGGACGACCUUGAUGAGGGCCGAUAUCAACUGCUAGCCCGUGACCUACAGGUGGCUAGAUACGUAGCGGUGAAGGUCAUUACCGCUGAUGCCAGUAUCUAUGCGCCUGAGGCUAGUCUUCUAUGUUCUCUUGCAAAAUCACCAGCUAGACCAGGAAGCGAAACUAUUCCACCCCUCAUCGAACAAUUCUGGGCUGUCGGUCCCAAUGGGAAGCAUAGGUGUAUCGUUACUCUGCCGGCACGAAUGAGCCUAUUUGAUGCAAAAGAGGCUUCGACUUUCGGUCUUUUUCGGCCUAAGGUCGCGCAGUCGAUUAUUGCCCAACUCAUCCGCGGAGUCGCAUUUCUUCACGGUGAACAUAUUGUACACGGGGAUCUUCAUCUAGGCAAUAUUUUAGUCCAGUUUCCUAAAGUGAUCGAUCAUUUUCCUACGUCAGAGUUAUACGAGAGAUUCGGAGAGCCGGAGUCAGAGGCUGUUAUCCGUGUUGAUGGCAAGCCAUUGUCGAAUGGCGUACCCGCAAAUGUGUACGUUCCCGCUUGGUUUGGUGCUCGCAGCGAUGAUAUUGCUUUAGGAGAGGAGAGGAUCAUCCUUACCGACUUUGGAGAAUCUUUUAAUCCACAUGAAACCCUCAGGUUCUCCUCAAAGACCCUUCCUCUCCUCCAGCCACCUGAAGCCAGGUUCUCUGACGAGCCUCUCUCCUUUGCCUCUGACAUUUGGACACUUGCCUGUACUAUCUGGGAGAUUUUUGGCCUACGGCCUUUGUUUGAGGCUUUUUACCCUACUGCAGACCGCUGGUGGAAAAAGUGGAGUAGAAGGCUGGAAUGGUUCAACGAGGAGGGCGAGUUGGAUUUGAAACCAGAUGUGUCUAGGGGUCACGACAGCAUGCGCAGGACCUAG
Aspergillus ochraceoroseus IBT 24754 is the source of this 1071-nucleotide messenger RNA. RefSeq lists its product as uncharacterized. The record is from RefSeq and is a predicted model, not a curated record. The transcript has 5 exons. Gene Ontology annotation, biological process: protein phosphorylation; spliceosomal complex assembly; regulation of mRNA processing. The coding region runs from base 1 to 1071 and encodes 356 amino acids. Lineage: Eukaryota; Fungi; Ascomycota; Eurotiomycetes; Eurotiales; Aspergillaceae. Gene Ontology annotation, molecular function: protein kinase activity; ATP binding.